UGAAGAUCUUUACUCUAGUCAAUUUUUUGCACCUUCUGCAAGCUGAGGAUCCAUCAUCUGCUGAUUUUCCUUCUGUUUUACUCUAUUAACUACAGUUUAAAUUAAUUUGUUAACUGUCCUGUUUUUCCAAUUAGAAAAUAUCCGAUUGUUUUGAAAAGGGCAAGAAGAGCUGGUCUUUUGCCAAGUUCGCCACUUCCUAGGGAUGAAGAGAUUGCAAAUGGCAUAUUGGAUGAACUUCAAGUGUACAGAACUAGUGAUGAGUUUGUGAAGCGCUUCGACUCAUGUCAGAUUCAGAAGCAGGCCCCUAUGUACAGUAUUAUAGGUGGCUCAAUUUGGCCCAUUGUUGCCAUAUCUAAGCAUGGCUUGGUGUUUGCUUGCCUUCCAUUUGUAAACAUUCCAAAUGCACAGAAAAGACAGCUGAGUUGCAUAGAAAUGGGCCCUGUAGCCAUUGGAUAUUCACUGCUUCAAAACAUUUCAGAUGUUGUUGGUCAAAAACAACCACCAUCUGGGAUAACUGAUGAUAAAAUUCAAGAACUGAGAGAUUAUUUGUUCAUAUGUAUGCCAUUUGGGACACCUACAGAAAUGGACCCAUCGACUGUUCGUGGUAUCAUAGCCUCAAAGGAUUCAUAUCUCUUGCCAAAAACAAAGGCUCCAGCCUGGAGACCAGUAUUUCAUAAAGGAAAACAGCAGAUCAGCAUUUCAAUUCAAGAAAAAGUUAGAUGUAUCCAGUAUGACAAUCCUGAACGGGCAGACUUAUGCGAAAUAUAUGGCACUGUUGUCUGCAAGGCCGAUCUAGAGGGUGCUCCGGAAGUUUCCUUGGACGUAGUCAGCACAUUAGAUCCUACAAUCUUAGAGAACAUUGUCUUCCACCCUUGCACCCAGUUAUCCGACACAGUUACACCAGUAAUGACAGUUGAUGACAAACGAAUAAUGGAUGAGUAUAGAGUGAAGACGAUACGAUUUUGUCCACCGCUUGAAACCUUUCGGCUUUUUCAUUACAAAUCUUCUUUGAAUGCUCCACCUGUCAUGGCCUACUACAAAAUGACGGAUGAUGAGCACUGUGCCAAAAUCUCAAUUCAGCUGAAAUUGUGGAAGAAUGUUAAGAAUAGCUUUGAACAUCUUAAAGUGAUAGUUCCCUUUUUUAAUAGGAAACAAAUACAGCGAAUCGAUUACUCCCCAAUGACUUCAAAUUGUGUCAUCCUUGACAAAAACACUGUUUGCUGGAAUGUAGGAUCAAAAUUGCCAAGUAAGACACUACAGGCGUCCCUCGAAGGUACGGUCCAUUUUGAUAGAUCUGACAAACCAGUCGUGCAUCCUGAUAAAUUUUGUGUUGGCCUCAACAGCUACAUCAAGAUAUCUUUCAAGAUUGCAGACUACACCUACAGUGGUAUAAAAAUUGACAACAGAUCAGUCUCAAUCUACCCGAAUUCCAAAGUGAAGACAAGCACAGCUGCUGAAUUCGCUUGUCAGGAAUGCAAAGUUUGGAACUCGCUUUGUGAUCCAAUUUGUUGACUGUCCUUCCUGAUCAAUCUGUGAUGAAGUGUUUGAUAAAUUUUUACGGUUUGUGGUUUAAAUUUUUAAUGCUCAAAAAUCUAAAUUCAAAAAUUUAAAUUUAAGUCAUUGGUCAAUUUUUCUAGAUUUUGUAAUUUAAAUAGAAAGUGGGUUUUCGAUACGAUAUUUGUUAAAUCGAAGCAGUAAAAAUUAUAUUUGAAUUAUUUGUGUAGACUAAGGUAACAAAUUCAUUGCAUUUAGUACUGCUUUUGGCUAAGCAUUUUCAAAACUUGGAACCAUCAUUUCAAUCUUUUUUAUACGAGUCCCUUUUAAAUUUUGAUGAUUCUUAGUAGCUUUAGAGCAUAUUUUUGUCAGAAAAAGUGUUAAUAUAAAAAGUAUGAAAAGAGGUGGAAGACGUUAGUCCCAGAUGUUGGGUUUUUACAAUGGAUUCUUCCAAUCUGCCCAUAACUUAAAGUUCUAUCCCUUAUUCUGACGUUCCUCUGUAUUUACUUUGAUUUGGCGAAAGGAUGUUGAUUUUCCUUCGAUUUUUACUUCACCAUUGGAUCUGUCUUUCAAAGCCCUUAACUGGCCAGUCAAUGCUUAAAGAGAAUCAACGGACACGA
Molecule: messenger RNA, 2114 nt
Organism: Rhopilema esculentum
Lineage: Eukaryota; Metazoa; Cnidaria; Scyphozoa; Rhizostomeae; Rhizostomatidae
Source: RefSeq, a predicted model, not a curated record